AUGAUGAGACGUCUUGUGAAAGUUAAAUUCUUGGUAGGGAGGAACAUGCCGUUUUCUCCUGUUGCCUGUAUUGCCACAAUGGGACCUCUCUUACAGGCUUCAUCAUUAUCACGUGGUGGGGCUGAUAAUAUGGGGAAUGGUAGCAGCAAUACUGUUGGAGAAAGGCAUACAUCGCGUCGACCCAAACGAGGAAAUAACAUCAGCGGUAAAAAUGGUCCUGUUAAGGAUCGUUUCCCGCCUCUGUUAACAGAUCUUAGUGACCCGAGACGUAGAUUGGCACUCCUUGUGGAUGCGUCUAGUGUUACACCCCGUGUAUUCCGCAACACAAUUUUACCAGCAGCGCAGAAAGUUGGUGUGCCUGUUAUUGUGCGUGUUUUUGCAGUUCAACUGAGUAGUGAAUGGGAAUCUCUUGUAUCUGGCAAUGAUAUCACAAAAAAAGGUAACAUAGAUGAUAACAACAAGAGUAGUAGUAGUAGUUGCAGUUGCGUUGACCGAGGUGAUGUUAAUGAUACUACAGGAACGGAACAAGAGACAGGAGUGACAUCUACAGCGUUACGUUGUCCACCGGUGGAAUUCUUCCGUGUGGAACGUUUUAUUCCUAUUUCUAUGCAAAUGGAAGCGGAUGCUAAUCACAUCUUUGACUUUAGACGCCAGAAUAAAGUUGAGGCGAUAUGUUUUGUAUGUGGUGAGGUGGAUCGAGGAGUGUUUGAGGGUUUUCUCACUAAUAUUGCUGGUAACGGUUUUAAUCAAUAUGUACUAGAUGAACUUGGCAUGGCAAAGGAAGUACUUGAGGAUGGUCGGUCUGCGAAUGGAGCACCGUAG
Messenger RNA from Trypanosoma theileri, 822 nucleotides. RefSeq lists its product as uncharacterized. Lineage: Eukaryota; Euglenozoa; Kinetoplastea; Trypanosomatida; Trypanosomatidae. The coding region runs from base 1 to 822 and encodes 273 amino acids. The transcript has a single exon. The record is from RefSeq and is a predicted model, not a curated record.